Molecule: messenger RNA, 1030 nt
Organism: Racocetra persica
Lineage: Eukaryota; Fungi; Glomeromycota; Glomeromycetes; Diversisporales; Gigasporaceae
Source: the annotation of a GenBank genome assembly
AUGACUUGUCAUAAUUGUCAUGGUUGUUGUGACCAUGGAACAGCGGAAGCAUUGAGGAGAGCAGAAGAUAGAAACAGCAGUUUAAGUUCACAAAAUUCUUCUCUACAAGGUCAAUUAUCAAGUAAAACCACAGAAGUAGCCGAAAAAAAUAAUCAAAUUGCUAUUUUAAAUACUGAUUUAACGAAUACUCGAGGUCAGUUGACUGAAACAAAAGGAGAGUUAACGACAACGAGGAAGGAAUUAAAAGAUUUAGGAGAAUUAUUUAAUGAUUUAAGAAUUGAAGAUAGUAAAAAAGGCAAGGAAUUAGAGAUUAAAGGCAAAGAUAUUAGGAGUUUAAAGGAAGAAUUGGGUAAAUCUCAAAUUGAGAUCUUUAAUCAUAAACUUGAAAAGAAAGAAAAAAGAUUAGAUGAAUUUACUCAGACAUUGGGAGUUAGUCGUAGAAUACCUCGUGAGUUGCGUAAAGCCUAUCGACGGUUAAUUGAGGCUCGUGAAGACUAUAAUAGAAAUAAUGUUGCUACGGCAGAGGAUGAUAUUGAAGUGAUUAAAGAUGAAUUGCUAGAAGGAGAAAGAAGGUUAAGAAUGGAAGAUGUUCAAAAACUUUGUAGCACGGCAAGAAGAGUUAGCCCUGGUGCUACCCAAGACGAAAUAGCAAAGGCUUACAAAAAAAUGGCUCUAAAAUAUCACCCCGACCGAAAUCACGUUGGCGAAGCAUUUCAAAGUUUAAGUUCAUCAUCAGCAAAGUCAGGAAGACCAAAGAGGGAAUUCAAAUUUUCCAACAAACCUGGCUCAGACAAAUUUAAAGAAUUUGAAGAAAUGUUAAGGGAAGUAGAAAGAGAUUUAGAUAAUAUAGAGAAAGACCUUAACGAACACGAAGAAAGUCUUAAUCGAGAGCAAGAAAGAAUUCAAAAUGAGGCUAUCCGGAACAUGGAGGAAAACUUGAAUUUGGCCGGUGUAUCCGCUUCCGAUUUAGACUCUAGUUUAUGGUCUCCUUAUGGUGAUUGGAGAGAAAAAGUUAGAAAUUCUAUUGAUA